Selaginella moellendorffii is the source of this 1608-nucleotide messenger RNA. RefSeq names its product pentatricopeptide repeat-containing protein At4g02750-like. The transcript is spliced from 2 exons. The record is from RefSeq and is a predicted model, not a curated record. Gene Ontology annotation, biological process: RNA modification. The coding region runs from base 1 to 1608 and encodes 535 amino acids. Gene Ontology annotation, molecular function: RNA binding; protein binding. Lineage: Eukaryota; Viridiplantae; Streptophyta; Lycopodiopsida; Selaginellales; Selaginellaceae.
AUGCUCGCCGCAUUUUCCUUGAGAGGGCAGCUUGGAGAAGCGAAGCUUUUGUUUGAAAUCAUGCCAGAGAAGGAUAUAGUUUCAUGGAACUCGAUUCUUGCGGCAUUGGCAAAGUCUGUGCAGUUGAGGGCUGCUAGAGAAUUGUUUGUUUCAAUGCCCUUCUGGGAUAUCGUCUCUUGCAACACAUUGCUAGGAAUGUAUGCCCAGAAUGGACAUCUUGUGGAAGCAAAGACUCUUUUUCACCAGAUGAGGUAUCCAGACAUGGUGUCCUACAACACUAUGCUCUUAGCAUACUCUGAGAGCCGGAGCUACUUUGAGCUUCAGAGUUUGUUCUUACAAAUGCCAUCUUGGAACCAGGUCUCGUAUAACACAAUGCUGUCGGCGUAUGCGCAGAGCGAGAAUCCUGAAGAAUCGAAGUCUUUGUUUGAUUCCAUGCCACAGCGGAAUCUUAUGUCGUGGAAUGGACUGCUAGCAGCAUAUACUUCGAGCGAAUGUUCGCAGGCAGCUAGCUGCACUUUUAAUUCCAUGCCAGAACACAAUAUAAGCUCGUGGAAUGCUUUACUCACUUCAUGUAAGCUUGAGGAAUGCACAAUGGUUUUUGAAACUAUGCAGGAAAGAGACUUAACGUCUUGUAAUAUAGCUAUUUCAGCAUAUGCCCGAAAUGGGCAUAUCUCAGAAGCUAGAACCUUGUUUAACAGCCUGCCAACAUGGAAUAUGAUAUCUUGUACUACACUAAUAGCAGCAUAUUCGAAGUAUGGAGACAUCAAAGAUGCCAAACAGCUGUUUGAUUGUAUGCCAGAAAGAGAUAUAAUAACAUGGAAUGCUAUGCUGUCUGCAUAUUGCUUGGUAGGGCAUCUUGAAGAAGCAAAGUGUUUGUUUGAUCAAAUGCCAGAUAGAAACCUCGUAACAUGGAAUGCCAUGUUGGCUGCUUUCGCUCAGCAUGGACAUUUUGAGGAAGCAAGACCUCUUUUUUGUGGCUUUGUUACCUCUAAUGGCUUGCUAACAGCAUAUGCUUUGUCUGGACAUAUAGUGCAAGCAGAACACAUAUUCUACAGUUUACCUGAAAAGAAUUGUGUGUCUUGGACCGCAAUGCUUACAGCAUAUGCCAAGAAUGGGCAACCUGCAAAGGCCAGGAAACUCUUUCUUUAUAUACCUGUGAAAAGCCUUACUACUUGGAAUGCAUUCCUUUCUCUAAGUGCCCACAAUGGGCAAAGCUAUCUUGUAUUAAGACUGUUUAGAAAGAUGACCAUGGACGGAUUUAAGGCUGACAAAAAUACAAUCACAACUCUACUUCAAGUUUGUAGCAAUACAGGUACUGUGAAAUCUGGUAUUAAAUGUUUUCAGUCAUCAAUCUUAGACUAUGGCCAUGAUCAACCCACACAACAACAUUUUGGUUGCAUUGUACAUCUGUUUGGGAGAUCUGGAUACCUUAAUGAAGCAUAUGAGCUGAUUGAAAGUAUGCCUUACAUCCCUGAUAAACAAGAGUGGACAAGCUUUUUGGAUGCUUGUAAACACCAAAAAAACAUGAGGGCUGGCAUUACUGCUGCCAAACACUUCAAAACGAAGUGCCUGGAUUCCACAUAUGUUCUUCUUACAGGAGCUAUUUAG